Messenger RNA from Aspergillus aculeatus ATCC 16872, 1287 nucleotides. It is a transcript of the gene aspB, whose product is annotated as septin AspB. NCBI's taxonomy places the organism in Eukaryota, Fungi, Ascomycota, Eurotiomycetes, Eurotiales, Aspergillaceae. Gene Ontology annotation, cellular component: cytosol; septin complex; septin ring. The coding region runs from base 1 to 1287 and encodes 428 amino acids. Gene Ontology annotation, biological process: cytoskeleton-dependent cytokinesis. The transcript is spliced from 3 exons. The record is from RefSeq and is a predicted model, not a curated record. Gene Ontology annotation, molecular function: molecular adaptor activity; GTPase activity; GTP binding.
AUGGGCUCCGGGGCCGCUCAGACCGUCAGCUCCAAAGACCCCAAGGCUGCUGCUCAGGCGGCUACGGAUAUGAAGAAUGUCGUUCGCCGGAAGCUGACCGGCUAUGUUGGUUUCGCCAACCUGCCGAAUCAGUGGCACCGCAAGAGUGUUCGCAAGGGUUUCAACUUCAACGUGAUGGUUGUCGGUGAAUCUGGGCUCGGAAAGUCGACUUUAGUGAACACCCUCUUCAACACCUCCCUCUACCCCCCUAAGGAACGCACCGGACCUAGCCACGACAUUAUCCCUAAGACGGUCUCAAUUCAGUCCAUCAGCGCCGAUAUCGAGGAGAACGGCGUGCGCCUGCGCCUGACGGUCGUUGACACCCCUGGAUUCGGUGAUUUUGUGAACAACGACGACUCGUGGCGCCCAAUUGUCGAGAACAUUGAACAGAGAUAUGAUGCCUACCUUGAGGCCGAGAACAAGGUCAACCGUACCAACAUUAUUGAUAACCGUAUCCACGCUUGUGUCUACUUCAUUCAGCCCACCGGUCACUCGCUGAAGCCUCUUGAUAUUGAGGUCAUGCGCCGGUUGCACACCAAGGUCAACCUGAUCCCUGUGAUCGCCAAGGCCGAUACCCUGACGGACGAGGAAAUUGCCGCCUUCAAGCAAAGAAUCCUUGCCGAUAUCCAGCACCACUCCAUCCAGAUCUUCGAAGGUCCCCGCUAUGAGCUCGACGAUGAGGAGACCAUCGCCGAGAACCAGGAGAUCAUGUCCAAGGUUCCCUUCGCCGUGGUUGGCGCCAACGCCGAGGUCACUGCCGCCGAUGGCCGCAAGGUCCGUGGACGUAGCUACCCUUGGGGUGUCAUUGAGGUCGACAACGAGGAGCACUGCGACUUUGUCAAGCUCCGUCAGAUGUUGAUCCGUACCCACAUGGAAGAGCUCAAGGAGCACACGAACAACAGCUUGUACGAGAACUACCGUUCCGACAAGCUCACCCAGAUGGGUGUCGCCCAGGACCCGAGCGUGUUCAAGGAGGUCAAUCCGGCUGUCAAGCAGGAGGAGGAGCGUGCUCUUCACGAGCAGAAGCUCGCCAAGAUGGAAGCGGAAAUGAAGAUGGUCUUCCAGCAGAAGGUGGCAGAGAAGGAGAGCAAGUUGAAACAGAGCGAAGACGAACUGUACGCACGACACCGCGAGAUGAAAGACCAAUUGGAGCGUCAACGUCUGGAACUAGAAGAAAAGAAGGGUCGUCUGGAAACAGGGCGACCCAUCGAAGAGAAGGGAAAGAGGAAGGGAUUCUCUCUUCGUUAA